AUGUCUCGCCCCGGUACCACCCUCUACGUGACCGGCUUCAGCCACGGCACGCGCGCGCGCGACCUCGCGUACGAAUUCGAGCGCUAUGGCCGUCUUGUCCGUUGCGACAUCCCGGCUCCGCGCUCUGCAAACAGCAGACUGUUUGCCUUCGUCGAAUACGAGGACCGCCGCGACGCGGAUGACGCGUACCACGAAAUGCACAACAAGCGUUUCGGUCGCGAUGAUAUCCUGAAGAUCGAGUGGGCCCGCACUCCCCCGUCGGCUUCGUGGCGCUUCGACCGCAGCGACCGUGACCGCCGUCGCUCUCCUCGUCGCCGUUCUCCUAGCCCGCGCCGCCGCGACUACUCCCCUCGCCGUGAUGACCGCGAUCGCCGCGACCGCGACCGUGAUCGUGAUCGCGACUAUGACCGUGACCGCCGCGACACCCGUGACCGCUCUCGCAGCCCUGAUCGUGACCGCGACCGUGACAUGCGUGAUGAUCGUGACCGCGAUCGUGAGCGCGACCGCGAUAGGGAGCGUGAGCGUGAGCGUGACCGCGAUCGUGACGAGCGCGACCGGCGCGACAGUGGCGCCAAUGGUGAAGAGAAGAAGCCCCUCGAUAGCCCUGAACGGCCCGGUCACGACGACCUCGACGUUGCUGAGUGA
Molecule: messenger RNA, 645 nt
Organism: Thermochaetoides thermophila DSM 1495
Lineage: Eukaryota; Fungi; Ascomycota; Sordariomycetes; Sordariales; Chaetomiaceae
Product: pre-mRNA splicing factor (srp1)-like protein
Exons: 6
Coding region: 1-645 (214 amino acids)
Biological process (GO): mRNA splicing, via spliceosome
Cellular component (GO): nuclear speck
Molecular function (GO): RNA binding
Source: RefSeq, a predicted model, not a curated record